Trematomus bernacchii (emerald rockcod) is the source of this 1851-nucleotide messenger RNA. RefSeq names its product heparan sulfate 2-O-sulfotransferase 1a (gene hs2st1a). Lineage: Eukaryota; Metazoa; Chordata; Actinopteri; Perciformes; Nototheniidae. The record is from RefSeq and is a predicted model, not a curated record. The coding region runs from base 326 to 1408 and encodes 360 amino acids. Gene Ontology annotation, cellular component: membrane. Gene Ontology annotation, molecular function: heparan sulfate 2-sulfotransferase activity. The transcript has 8 exons.
CAAUAGGAAGCCUCGGCUCUUUGGUGGACUGUUUACACACCCAAUGGCCUGAGCGGUAGUGGUCUGGCCGCGGUGCGGUGGUGGACACACACUCCACGGGACGGGACAGCGCUACAUGGGGAACUCAGGCGACAGCGGCUGGUACCACAGUGACACCCCGGAGAUAUCAAUCCGCGAUUUGGAGAUAUCUCUAGGGCGCUAGCCUACGACGCUCCGCUAUUGGGAACCGACUUAAUGAAAUAAACAAGCCGAGCAUGAACACAUCGCAUUUGAGUAUCUCCUUCUCUGAGCAAUGGACUGACCAAUUCCCUCUCUGGAUGAUUUGAUGGGGCUGCUCAGAGUCAUGAUGCCGCCCAAGUUGCAGCUCAUCGCGUUGCUGGCGUUCGCAGUGGCCAUGUUCUUCCUAGAAAACCAGAUUCAGAAGCUGGAGGAGUCCCGCGGGAAGCUCGAACGAGCCAUUGCCAGACACGAGGUGCGUGAGAUCGAGCAGCGGCACACGCAGGACGGCGUGCGGGAGCGGGACUCUGCGGCCUCUUCGCCGUCGGAGGGCGAAGACGACCUCGUCAUCAUUUACAACCGCGUGCCCAAGACGGCCAGCACAUCCUUCACCAACAUCGCCUACGACCUGUGUGGGAAGAACCACUACCACGUCCUGCACAUCAACACCACCAAGAACAACCCCGUCAUGUCCAUACAGGACCAGAUGCGGUUUGUAAAGAAUGUGACUGAGUGGAGAGAAAUGAAGCCGGCCUUCUACCACGGACACGUCUCCUUCCUGGACUUCACAAAGUUUGGAGUGAAGAGGAAGCCCAUCUACAUAAACGUGAUCCGGGACCCCAUAGAGAGGCUGGUGUCGUAUUACUACUUCCUGCGUUUUGGGGAUGACUACAGGCCCGGCUUGAGGCGCAGGAAACAAGGAGACAAGAAGACAUUUGAUGAAUGUGUGUCAGCCGGCGGCUCAGACUGUGCCCCUGAGAAGCUCUGGCUGCAGAUUCCCUUUUUCUGUGGUCACUACUCUGAAUGCUGGAACGUGGGCAGCCAGUGGGCUCUGGAGCAGGCCAAGUACAACCUGGUGAACGAGUACCUGCUGGUGGGAGUCACAGAGGAGCUGGAGGACUUUGUGAUGAUGCUGGAGGCUGCGCUGCCACGCUUCUUCAAAGGAGCCACGGAGCUCUACAAAACAGGGAAGAAAUCCCACCUGAGGAAGACGAGCGAGAAGAAGCCGCCCACGAAGGAGUCCAUCGCCAAGCUGCAGCAGUCGGCCAUCUGGAAGAUGGAGAACGAUUUCUACGAAUUUGCACUGGAGCAGUUCCAGUUUGUCCGGGCACAUGCUGUCAGGGAAAAGGACGGGGAGCUCUACCUGCUGGCACAGAACUUCUUCUACGAGAAGAUCUACCCCAAAAACUGAAGAGUAGACGGACACAUGGCAGAUGUGCGGCCUGAGAUGAAAAAGGACACAUAAAGACUACGUGUGGCUGUCUGUAGAACAUUCUAUUGACAGCUCUGACACGUCUGUGCCAGCCAACUGGACUCGUGUUUCAUCAGCAGGUUUGUUUUCCCAGCAGCCUCCACUCCCCCUCAUGUCAAAGGUGGUUUGACGCGUCCGGGGACGGCCUGUCCAGCUCCGAAACAUUUUCAUCGGCUCUGUAAUGUUUGGUUGUGUUUGGUUGUGUUUUAACUCUUUGCUAAGGUUGUCUUUUGUAUGUAAAGACGGUGACAUUAUCCAUGCCUCACCACUACUACUAACUUAAAGAGAUUUGAAGUGUACGACUACUGUGCUGUAUUAUUGGACUUGAAUGAGAACGUUUGAGGUUUUUAUGAAAUAAAAAUCCUGUGACCAUGGACUAUUUA